This is a messenger RNA of Exaiptasia diaphana, 2598 nucleotides long. Its product is annotated as cilia- and flagella-associated protein 43. The record is from RefSeq and is a predicted model, not a curated record. The transcript has 17 exons. Gene Ontology annotation, cellular component: axoneme. The coding region runs from base 77 to 2587 and encodes 836 amino acids. Gene Ontology annotation, molecular function: protein binding. Gene Ontology annotation, biological process: cilium assembly. Lineage: Eukaryota; Metazoa; Cnidaria; Anthozoa; Actiniaria; Aiptasiidae.
GACAAGAAACGAAAAUAUAGUAAUGGUGGAMAAGAAACGAAGUUUAUCCACGAAUUUACUCUAAAACCAGUAUUAAAUGGACCAGUUUGGUARCUUAGAGCUCAGUUGGGCUCAAGGCUAUGAUGGUGGAGCUGCAAGUUUUGUCAAUAAAGAAACUAUCUGCUACAUAUGUGGAAAUAUUGUAAAAUUUAUCAACAUAAAAGACAAAAGUGAAGCCUUUUUACUUAGUCCAGGGGAUGGCAUUGGAAGACUGGCUACAAACUCAACUCAUGGAGUGUAUGGCUUCUCAGAGAUGAGACCAAGUCCACAAAUUUUUGUUUACAAAUUUCCAAACUUUAGUGGACCUCAAGCAAUUCUUAAAGAUGGUGCAAAACUUUCAUACACAUCAUUGGCAUUUGCAAAUAAUAGUUCAAUUCUUGCCAGUAUUUCUGGAUUACCAGACUUUCAGUUAACCAUAUGGAACUGGGUGAAUGAGGCAAAGUUGUGUUUUAUUAAUAUAAAUCAUCAAGCCUGCAGUAAGUUAUCAUUCAAUCCCAUGAACUGGAGACAGUUAUGUACAAUUGGUAAACAAAUGCUGACAGUUUGGAAUGUAGAACAACUCGAUGACAAACAUAUCCUUACACCAAGUGUUUUCAAGCUUCCACCAGCAUCAGGAACRCCAGAUGAUGGAGAGUAUGAAGAUUUAAGCCAAUCAAUCAGUAGAAUGGGAAGAGCAUUUACUACAGAAGAGUUCAGACUUACUAAGGCUGCUAUUGGUGGAAUUGUUGGUAAAGAAUCUCUUGACUAUGAGCCAGGAGAGAAGAUUCAGAGAUGUGAGCCUGUGAGUAAUUGUUGGACUCCUCAUGGCAUUAUUUAUUGUGGAUGUACUGGUGGCCAGCUUCUUAGAGUUGAUGUUGACUCAAGUGUGGUUAAAGUAGUAGCAACACCAAGUCAUGAACAACAAAACCGAAAUAGAACAGACACUAUUUCCCAUUUAGUGAGAAAAAACACUAUGGAGGUUCUAGAAGAAGAGCAAGAAGGAGAAGACAACGAGAUGAUUUCCAUCCCUCAAUUUACAUAUGGAUGCACAAACUGCCUUGCCUUGCAUAAAAAUGGUCUUUAUAUAGGUGGACAGGAUGGUAUAUUGAGAUGUCUGGACAUUAAUGGAAAAGUUGUUAAUAUACUUAGUACCACUGAUAUAGGAGCACCCAUUACCAGUCUUGCAUGGUCAAAAUCUUACUCUGAACUGGCAAUUGGUAGUACAAAGGGAAGUAUGCAACUAUACCAGCCUGAAGGAAACAAGCUGACACAGUUUUUUGAUGUAAAUAAUGUAGAGUUAAUUGGCGUUGACUCUUUGCUUGGUGGAACAGAUUAUUGUGUGACAUGCAGAUCCAAUGGUCAUUUGCAAGUUUGGGAUAUCCAGAAUUCUACACUGAUUAGCCAACUCCACCUUGAUUGUCAUACCACUUGCAUGGCAUGUUGUCCAUCAUCAAGUACUGUUGCCAUAGGAACAGCAAAUGGAUAUGUUUACUUUGUUGAGAUGACAGUUGUCAACAAGCCACGGCCUAUAGCAUGUGUGCACGUUCAUGAAGGACCAGUACAGCAGAUAUGCUAUGAUCUGCUUGGUCAAAUUUACCUGACAGGAUCUAAUGAUGGCCAUGUCUUUGUAUGUGAUGCAAGGGUUACAAAUAACUUUAAAGUUCUGGGACAUAUCGAUGUCCAAGGUAGUGUUACAUCAAUAAGUUGCCUUAAUGCACAAGAUAACAAUUCCCAAGGGCCAUGGAAGGUAGUUGUUGCUUAUGAUGAAAACAAUUCUUCUCAUGCUAGUAAGAUGGUGGAGUUUGAAGUUACAAAAGAAAUUCUUUAUCGCAAUCCAAGAGAUGCCUUUGUCAAUAAAGCUUUGCUGUACCGUAAUGAAGCUAUCAAGUUAUCAUCCCAUAAACUAGCCACRCCUAUUUAUAGCGUCAUGGUAACAUCACAACAGACUGCAUUGGCUAUAGGUCGCCACCGUAAGGAGUUAAUCAAACUACCACUAACACAGGAAGCCCUGGAACCCAAUAAUGAAAGCCAGUUACUGAAGUCAUYAGAAGCGUACAUUGGACAUGAUCUUCUUGGAGGUAAUCUGACUCUCUCUCCACAUCUUCGGUGGAUGGCAAGCGCGGGUACUGAUGGACAAAUAUUACUUCGAGCAGUCGGAGCAUUGGAUCGUACCAUCAAGAUUCCCGCACAUCAUUAUCGAAAGGGUGGAGUCACACACGUGUGUUUUACUGGUGAUUCACAAAAACUACUCAGUACCGGUGGGGAUGGGGUUCUKGCAUGCUGGUCUUGGAAUUUUAGUCCAACAGGUAAAAGUAAAGCCACCGCUGCACUUGAUGCUGCAAGAGCAAGAUCAACAGCAUUAACAAGUCAAAGGAAGGACGAAGAUGCUGCAGCUGCAAACAGAUCACUGUAUGUCCCCACGACUACUUCAUUCAUUGAGAAGUCGACAAUAGAAGCAACGGAAAAACAGAAAAAGAUCGAAAAAGAUGGUAUUUUCACCACACCUACACCUACACUUGGGGAAGAGUCAACUUGGCUGCAAAAGGCUGUGGCAGAGGUAUUUUACUGAAACAAACAAAG